GAUAAACCAAAAAAUCACUAAUGUUUUUAAUUUGUGUGCAAAAACACAUCAAACAGAAUGAAUAUUUAAUUAACAAUAAAUGCUUGAAACAUAUAAGUGCAUAUAAAAAUGUUACCCCUAUAGCUAACUGAAGUGAAAAAAAGUUAUCUUGUUGCAAACAACUAAAAAACGUUAUUUUUUAGUUAAUGCAAAUCACCAGCUAUAACAUUCAAAGCGAGUCGAUUACUAUAUAUACACCCGUAUAGAUCAUGGGAAUGAAAGAAGAAAAAAUAAUUCAAAUAAGAAAGUUCAAAAUUAAUCAUAGAUGAUGGAGAUGAAGAUAAUUUUCAUGGCAUUUUUCUUUAUUGCUACUUUAGUAUCAUAUGCACAUCCAAGUUUGGGUCAAAAAGAUGUUGACGAUAAACCACUAGUCAAUUCCGGUCGCGAGUUUGAUACAUUGGAUACGAUAUCACCGGCUUCCGAAGAUUAUAAUAGUUAUAUGCUCAAAAACCUGUCACCAAAAUAUGUAACAUAUCUCAAAACAUGUCUGGACAGGGUGGGGAUGGGGCCCAAUGGUGGUGCGAAAUGUUAUGAUGAUGUUCUUGAAGAAAUUCUUACGAAUAAACCCGUUUCCAGAAAAUGUUGUCUGACGGUAGUAAAAGCCGGUAAAAAAUGCUACAUGGAAACUGUAAAGCUUAUGUUUCGAUUGUAUCAACUCAAACGUUUUGCUUCUCAAGUUUCUUUCAAAACCAAUAAAGUUUGGAAUAGAUGUUCUGCUAACGUUGAAAGUCCUUCAUCAUUUCAUGAUGAUGAAAAUGAGUUAUCUUAAUUGAACUUUUUAUAUUAUGUGAUAUAUUAUAAAAUAAUGGUUUGUUAUAUAUUCUAUCUAUAUAAAAUGAAAUCAAAGUUUCAUCAUAAUAUGUGUUCUCCUAAUUUUAAUCAUGGGUUGCUCUACCAGGUGUUUGUUUAGUACAGUUUUUAGUUUAUCAAAUAUAAGAUCUGAUUGCACAUGGAUCUUGUUAAAAAUAUGUGUAUAUUUUGUCAUCAAAAUGACAAAUAAAAAACCUACUUUUUUCUCCCGAAGUGUCCCCACCUGCCAAAACCUUUGUCUUUAGAUGAUUCCAAAAGACACUCUCUAACUUCAAAUAUGAAGUUUUUUGCUCUCCAAAAAGGAACUUCAAAACUUCAAAUUCAAAUUUGAAGUUUUGAGGAAUGAAGCUCUAUAUUUGAAGUUU
This is a messenger RNA of Brassica napus (rape), 1214 nucleotides long. Its product is annotated as protein DOWN-REGULATED IN DIF1 11-like. NCBI's taxonomy places the organism in Eukaryota, Viridiplantae, Streptophyta, Magnoliopsida, Brassicales, Brassicaceae. The record is from RefSeq and is a predicted model, not a curated record. The transcript has a single exon. Bases 305 to 808 code for a protein of 167 amino acids.